AUGAAGUUUGCCAGUCUCAUCAAGAUUUCGCCGACCUCAUUCUUCCCCAAUCAAACCAUAUGGAUUCCGUUCUUGCUCGCCCUUGAUCUCCUAUUCUCAGCUGCAAAGACCAAGCUCCGUCUCCAGAACAGAACUAACCACAGCAAGCGCAUAACCGCCGGACCACGCGGCAGCUCAAGCAAAUUUCUUAGCGCUUGGAGCAGCGGGCUCCACUUCCUCGAGUCGAUCUCGUGUCUCUCGACGGGUUUAAACGGCCCACCCGAUUCCCAUCUCAGCAGGACGACCACCAUCACUCCUCGCACCCCUCCCAGCCAAGCCAUCCGUCAAGGAUGA
Puccinia triticina is the source of this 333-nucleotide messenger RNA. RefSeq lists its product as uncharacterized. The record is from RefSeq and is a predicted model, not a curated record. The transcript has a single exon. Lineage: Eukaryota; Fungi; Basidiomycota; Pucciniomycetes; Pucciniales; Pucciniaceae. Bases 1 to 333 code for a protein of 110 amino acids.